Messenger RNA from Musca domestica (house fly), 683 nucleotides. RefSeq names its product general odorant-binding protein 56h. Gene Ontology annotation, molecular function: odorant binding. The transcript has 2 exons. NCBI's taxonomy places the organism in Eukaryota, Metazoa, Arthropoda, Insecta, Diptera, Muscidae. The record is from RefSeq and is a predicted model, not a curated record. The coding region runs from base 212 to 589 and encodes 125 amino acids.
CCAUGCAGCAUGAACCAACUGCUAGCUGUCUGCAAAAUUCAAAAUAAUUGGUAAAUAUCCGAAAUAACUGCCUGCUACAUCACAAAUACCAUUUUAAGUGCUGAAACAUUGGUGUGACAUGACUACCUAAACAAAUUUAUUCACAUAUAUAAGGGCUUAAAUAAUCAAAAUAGAGUGAAAACCUCAGUGAAGUUCUUGGGAUCAAGUCACAAUGAAUUUAAAAUAUAUUCUAAUAUUUUCUCUAUUUUGUGGAGCCGCAUAUAUAAAGGCCGAUUUGGACAGCCUCUCCUUGGCCAUGAAGGACUGCCUGUUAAAACAUUCCAUAACCCAGAAAGAAAUGGAUAUGUUUUUAGAGAACAUGUAUGCCAAUGUUACGGAAAAUUUUAAAUGUUCUAUGAAAUGCGUGUUGGAAAAGGAAGGCAUUAUGAAGAACGGAACAUUCGAUGACAAAACCUUUGAGAAGAAAGCACUUUCUGUCUCUCUUCUGAAGGGUCAGGAGAAACAGGUUAUACAAGCUGCCGAAAAAUGCAAGAACAUCAAGGGGUCCAACGAUUGCGAUACAGCUUACAAAAUUGUACUAUGUCUUUAGGAGACUCUAGCUUUUAUGUUUUGAAAUGUAAUUACAUUUUGAAAUCUAACUUCAAUUGUUCUAUAUAUAUAUAUAUUUGAAUUUAUUGUGCAAA